Messenger RNA from Fomitiporia mediterranea MF3/22, 318 nucleotides. RefSeq names its product HSP20-like chaperone. The record is from RefSeq and is a predicted model, not a curated record. The transcript has 2 exons. Gene Ontology annotation, biological process: protein folding; response to hydrogen peroxide; response to heat. Bases 1 to 318 code for a protein of 105 amino acids. NCBI's taxonomy places the organism in Eukaryota, Fungi, Basidiomycota, Agaricomycetes, Hymenochaetales, Hymenochaetaceae.
AUGGACCUUGCCUUGACGGACGACAAGGCGAUCUUGAUGCUCGAGCUUCCUGGUCUUGACAAAGAAAGCAUUUCCCUCGACGUGCUGAAUGGUAGGCUUGUCGUCAGCGGUGAGAAGACGAUUCUGAAGGACGUCGAAGAGAAGGGAUUCGUGCAUCGCGAACGUCAAAUGAGUCGCUUUUCGCAUAUUGUUCUGCUUCCUACUGGAAUUAAGACCGCCAAUGUCCAAGCCAAGAUGGACUCGGAGAAUGGCCUCUUGACUGUUACGUUCCUGAAGAGAAGCCAGGAACAACAAGCCCAGAGGAUCACGAUUGCAUAA